AUGGCAAGGCGAGAGUCAAGUAAAAGUAGAACGAGUACAUUGGAUUCUGCCACUUCUGCGCCCUCACCUUCACAAUUAGGCCUGCGUAACGGAUUGAACGGAAACCAUAUCAACAUGAAUAAUAAUGCGAGUUCCACGAGCCUCAAUCGGAUGGGCCAGGACGUGGAGCCUAACAGCGCCACCUCUCACACACCGGGAUCGGUAGCUUCUGGUGGACCUUCGCCCGCGAUGGGCCAGACAGCAGGCGUAGGUUCAACAGCAAAUUCCACCUCUGGCUUAUCUGGACUGGUAUGCAAUGUGCACCGCACAACUGGGAGGGAACCGCAUCCUUUGGUUGGGGCCACAACUACUGUCUUAGGGGACAAGGUGUAUGUCUUUGGAGGACGUAGGCUAUCCCGCACGAAACCACCGUUGACCUCGGACUUGUACGAACUGGAUCUCAUCAAGAGACAUUGGACCAAAAUCGAUGCUAAAGGAGACAUUCCGCCACCUAGAUAUUUUCACAGUGUUUGUCCACUGGGAGAUAAGAAAAUGGUAUGCUACGGGGGAAUGUCGCCUGCCCGGUCACCUCCUGGCCAAAGUACACAACCACAAUCAGCUCAAGAACAGCCGGAGGUUGUCGUCAUGUCCGACAUACAUAUCUACGACGUCCCAAGCCGAACCUGGGUAAACAUACAAUCGCCAGAUUCACCGCAAGGACGUUAUGCCCAUUGCGCUGCAAUUCUACCUUCAUCCGCGGUUUUCACCUCUAACAGUGCGACCACGUCUGCGAUACAACACAAUCCGUCCUCUGAAAAUCCAAACCAGGGAAAGCUUGGUACCGAGAUAGAUGGCACAGGUGGCGCGGAAAUGAUAGUCGUUGGCGGCCAAGACAGCGGGAAUCAUUACAUUGAAGAAAUAAGCAUUUUCAAUCUACGAAGUCUAAAGUGGCAACCAUCAAACAGACUAGGCAAGGCAUGUGGUGCCUAUAGAAGUGUCGUUGCGCCUCUCACAACAAUAUCUGCUGAGGAUGUAGGUUCUCAAAGUAAUGAACGGCAGACUCCGGAACGGAAAUCAACAAGCCAAGCACAUGGCGCUUCAUCAAUGCUGUUAUAUUCAAACUACAACUUCCUCGAUGUAAAACUAGAGCUCCAGAUCCGAGAUCCGGCCGGUAAUCUUCAAGAAAAGCAAAUGGAAGGAUCUCCAUCCCCGCCAGGGCUCAGGUUCCCCAACGGCGGAGUGAUCAACAAUCACUUCGUUGUCAGUGGCACAUUUCUAACAUCCUCCAAGCAGGAGUACGCUCUCUGGGCACUGGAUCUGAGAAAUAUGACGUGGAGCAAGAUCGAUGCUGGAGGAACCAUCUUUACCACCGGGAGCUGGAAUCGCGGUGUUCUUUGGUCAAGAAGAAACACCUUCGUGGUUCUAGGAAAUCGUAAGAGGAGCCUAGUAGACGACUACAACCACCGACGCAUCAACUUUACAAACGUCAUAAUGGUAGAGCUGGAGGCAUUCGGUCUAUAUGAGAACCCGAGAAAGACGUCACCGCUAUCGAGAUACCAGUCAGUCAGUGCGCCGCUACAAACAGCUGAUUUGGACCAUAAUGCCGGUGGCCGGCAGCUAUCUGCAGCGGCGGAGGACCUCGGACACCUGGCCAUGGGGCUCAGAGAACUUAACGACAUGGAAAUCAUUACUAUCGAAAAUGAUAGAAUACCUAUUAAUUCUCACAUCGCCGCUCGAAGGUGGGGCCCGUAUUUCAACACACUCCUUCGAGAGGGCACUCUCUCAGUUGACCUCACUGCUGAAAACGCUGACACUGCUACCCUUCGUCCCUCCGGUCUAUCCACCCACCCAUCUCGCAACUCGUCCAUCACGAUCACUCCUUCUAUCAAAACUACCUACUCGUCUGCAACCACCCUCAACAAUAGUACAUAUUCAGAAACCACAGGAUCACCACCAUGGGCACUACCUGACUUGCGUUCUGGCCCUCCUGCUAUUUCUCGCUCACGUGCCCUUUACCUCCCUCAUACCAAACUUACCGUACAAGCGCUCGUGCACUUCCUCUACACUUCCGCUUUACCUCCCCCGUCCAGUCCGCUAUGCACCCCACAAAUUCUUUGCUCUCUGCUACAAAUAGCACGCCCGUACCAGAUCGACGGCCUUCUCGAAGCCAUCAUCGAGCGUCAACACGCUGUCCUCGACGGCCGCAACACAGCCGCCAUAUUCAACGCCGCUGCCAUGGCUGCUGGUGGCGGCGCCGGUCUUGAUGAAGACGUCGAGCUCGACCUCGAGCUUCACGACGAUACAAGCCUAUCCGCAGCGAAAUUAGCUUCGGCCAACGCGAUGGGCACAACAGCCAUGGCCCAAGGCCUCGCGAGAAUAAACACGGAUCUGCGGGCCCCUGGCGAUGGAAAUCGCAGUGAAGACGAGCUGAGCAGUACCAGCACAAGUACCAGUGCAAGCGAACUUGGCUCCGAGCUCUCGGGCCCCGGCACCGAGCGCGAGAUUUGGGCUGGCGAACUCAGUGCCGUGGUUGGACUACAGAAGCGAGGGCUGAGAGGGCUGAUGGAAGGGCGUAGGAUGCGAGAAAUGCGAGGUGGGAGUGCGUCCGGACCCGAUGCAACGGGACGUCCGGGGACCAGUGUUGAUACAAUGGGUUUGGGAAUACAGGCAGAGCAGGCGUAG
Molecule: messenger RNA, 2661 nt
Organism: Pseudovirgaria hyperparasitica
Lineage: Eukaryota; Fungi; Ascomycota; Dothideomycetes; Acrospermales; Acrospermaceae
Product: galactose oxidase
Exons: 2
Coding region: 1-2661 (886 amino acids)
Biological process (GO): cell redox homeostasis
Cellular component (GO): cytosol; mitochondrion
Molecular function (GO): protein binding
Source: RefSeq, a predicted model, not a curated record